AUGCGCACUCCCAACUGGCAGAUAUAUCUAUUCACCAUCCAAACAAUAAUCACUCUACCGUUUUACACGACUCUGAUCGUUUCUCUCAUUGUUUGGAGGCGACGAAAUAAUGUGUUCCGGUCGCCGUACUACACAAUCACUUUAGCGCAGGUUUUGUACAAAAAUGAUCGUUUUGGAUGUUUUUGGAACGUUGCUUUUUUGACAAAGUGCGCAGAGCUCGCUUGAAGAAGUUUGAUAGUCUGGACGAAGUAGUUCGUCUAGAAAAAAAAAAUCGAAAACUUAGGCCGCACCCCGGGAUGGAAUCGAGCCGACGUUGGGGGGAAAAUCCCUGCAGAAAAAAGGCCUUUUUCAAAGAAUGAAGUUCUCUUUUAUAGUCUUUUGUGAGAUCUAGUAAACCUAAUUAUUUGCUGGAAUGAGAAGCGCGAAAUAUCGCGAAACAGGCAAUGAAAGGACUCUUUUUGUGGCCUUUUGGAAGCUUUUCGUUUUUCAUGAAAAUUUUGAAGCCCAAAAAAAAAAGAAAUAGAGAGGUAACGAAAAAAAAUUGUUCAGGCGGUCUCAUGAUAGGAAAAAGCUUCAUCAAAACAAAAACUUAUUUCCAGGUUCUUCCCGACUUUCUAAUCGUGGCCACCUAUUUGCUUUUCUGGAUGGCCAAAUUUCUUCAUAUCGGGAACGAGUUCGUCUUCAAAUACCAGGACUAUUUCUUCGCCGACUACAUUAUGAUCCAAGCUCCGCUCCUACUGAUAAUGAAAGCGUUUGCCGUGGCGGCGAUCGCGAUCCAAAGAUACAUUUCUUUGUGCUGCCACACCAGUUGGUUGCACCAGGUACAACCGGACGAAUUUAGCGUUGUUCACAAGAAAGUUCUAACACGGGAAGUCAUUUUACUUGUCGGUUUAGAAUCUUCUUCAAAUUUGCUCAAACACUCUCUGAAUGUCUAGAUGAAGGUCCCUCAGAGUCGCUACCGGCGCAAACUUCUAGUAUUUGAGAUAUUAGUUUUUAAAGUUCGCUUUUAACACGAAAUAUUUUUUAAGAUAAUUAAUUUUGGAGAUCGAAAAGUUAAGCCUAAAACCCAUUUUUCGCAACUUUGAAAAAUCAUAUCUCAAAAACUUGAAGUUUGCGCUGUUAGCGACUAUGAGGGAUCUUCACCUAGACCUUCAGAGAUGGUUUGAGCAAAUUCGCAGAAAGUUCCAAACCGCAAAGUAAGAAAAUUUGAAGCCAGUUUUUCUUGUUUAGAAAUCAGCAUACUUAAGAACACCUUUCGGCAAGUUUCCUUAAAACUAUCAAAGAUGGACUAUUUUGAUUUCACUUGUAAGUUAAUCUCGAAACUAACAGAUAAAAAAAAAAGUGAAUCAUCCGUUUUUUUGCUCAUGAUUAGGAAGCUUCAAAAUGCUCGAAAAAGUCUAAUUAUUCCAGAAAGUGACGAAAUGUCCACCUUGGAUCAUCUACCUCGUCAUUUGGGGCCCUCCGAUUUUGAUUUGUUCUCCGAUUUGGAUAAACAGUGAAGCGAAAAUUAUAGAUUCUGAAACACUGACUUUCAUUGUUCCAGAAACAGUUACAAGGGUGGGAAAAAUACGUUUAAUUUCAAGAGCCAAUUUUACAGAUUUCUGCAAUGACAAAUUUGUUGACGCUUACCCCAAUUUUUUUCAUCGUAUUUUUGCUUUACGCAAGAAUUUUCGAAUACUUGGUCGUCAAUAGAGAGCUACUGAAAAGGUUGAGUUUGAUCAUGAUUUUGAAGCUGUUCGAAAAUUGGUCCGAAAUUAUCGGAAGCCGGCCUAUUUCGACAAAUUUUGCGGGAAAAUCGAAACUUCUUACUGGAAAAACCCCCCAAAUUUUUUCGUUUUUUUCAGGAAGAGUGACAAAAAAUUGAACCAGGAGCGACGGCUGAGCUUUCAAGUUCUUCCACUCAUUUUUUCAUUCGUUUUGAUUUAUGCCUAUGCCGUGGCUUGUUUGAUUAUCAACGAGCUUGGACGGGUUUUCCUUUCCACAAUUUUUUUUUCAUCGAAAAAUAUAUUCCAGCCAGACCUGUUAAUCGCCUAUAUGCACCCGAACUACCCGGUGAUAAUGAGCACUUUCGCGUUCAUCAAUCCGUGGACCCUGCUGAUUCUCAACUCCGAUGUCCGUCGGAACCUUUUCGGAUCUUCAAACACGAACUUCCUGGUGACCUCUCGAGAUUUUUAAUCGUUCAGAAUAUGAUAUUUUUUUAUAGGAGACGUCCAGUCGCCCCGCUGUACAAAGCCAUUCGAGUCGGCACAGUUAUAACCCAAUCUGUGACACCUUGAAAUUUCUACAUCAUUUUUUUCUCUCAUUUUCGAAUAUGAAAGUGUUCAAUAAAAAAGCUUUUCGGUGUGUCAAAAGUUCUCUUUUUAGGGAGAAGUUGAUCCAUAAUACUAGUGAAAAAAUUUCAAACUCCCAAAAAAAAAAAUUGUGAACAUCAUUCCGAAUGUAUCCUUUUAUCGAUAGAAGAAUGACAACGGCGCACUUUUGAGUCGCUAGAAAAUUUUAGUGGCCUCUAUAAAAGUCGAAUAAGGCGGCCACUUGAGGGGCUAAAGUUUAGUGGCCUCUUUAGAAGUUGGUAUUACUAGACCACUAAAAACUACUAGAGGUGCCAUUAAGACGAAAACUAGCGGGUUCUAUAGGCUUGGUUCUAGUGGCCACUUUAGUGUCCUCUCUGAGUAGUCUUCUCUGAGUCUCUUAAGUGGCGUCUAGAGGUUAUCCCAUCAGUAUCGUAGAUCUUUUCCACUUAAAAUUCACACAAAAAAUUUCUUCUCUCUGAAGGUUUGUAUUCUGAAUCAGUUAGCUUCAUUAAAUGGCGCUUUUUUUUAAAUAAAUUUUUUCUCUCUACUUAUUGUUUCAUUCUCUUUUUUUUUAUCCUUUAUCUGCUUCAUAAUGAGCAAACAGGUUCUAAAAGGCAAAACAUUGAUAUUUGGGAUGAAGACUGUUUCAAAUGUCAAAAUGAAAGGCUCAGCUUUUGAGCUUUAAUGAUAAAAUGAUGAGAAAAAACAGCCUCUGGAAGAAUAGUUCCAGAGAGAAAUUCUAAAAGAAAAAACUUAUUUCGAUCAUAUAAACUUUAUUCGAACCAGCUCAAAAAUUUCUGCGCCCUCUCGUUUCUCAGAAACUCUUUCGAGUUUAAGAGCUAUUUCCAUGUUUCUAUGACCUUACCAGCUAGGGAAAAGAGAGCGCAGACACGACAAACUUUUGAAUUGUACUUUGAAGCACUUUUAAGCUUUUCGGAAACAAAAACACUCAAAAAAAGAGUUUGUGCUUAGCGUGUGAAAAUCUGCUUUUCCCCUUCAAUUAAUGUUUCAUUUUUAUUUUCCUUUCUGCUCGCUUUUUGACUUCUCGUCUGCUGCCGGAAAUUAGAAUUGUCUAAGCUUUCUUGAAAGAUGCGUACUCCCAGCUGGCAGAAUUAUCUAUUUACUGCCGAAACAAUAAUCACUGUACCGUUUUACACGACUCUGACCGUUUCUCUUAUCGUUUGGAGACGAGGAAAUCAUGUGUUUCGGUCGCCGUAUUACACAAUGACUUUGGCACAGGUUGAGGGCAAAAUGAUCAUUUUGGAUUCGCCAAAUUUUUUCUGUUUUGAAAAAGUGCGGAGAGCUCUCUUAAAGAGGCUUGAUAGUUUAGACAAAGUCGGUCUGUCGAUGAAGGGUCAAAGUUUGUAGAAACCUCGUGAGUGCAAAGAGACCUACAGAAAAACAAGCGGAAAGGGUUUUUUUUAAAGAUAAAAUAAUAAAGUUCGCUUUUUCUUUUUUGUGAAACCUGAACUUCUUUGCUGAAGUCAGCGCCAAAAAUAUCGCAAAAAAAUGCGAUGAAAAAAGUAAGAAGCGGCAAAAACCGCUCCGGCGGUCUCAUGAAAUAAAGAAGCUUAAUGUAUAACUGUAUAAUGUAUUCUCUCAGAGUCUAGAUCCAAGUGAACUCGUUAGGGUUCACGCUGAUCUGUCAAUAAAUUAUUAUUUAAAAAAAAAGCUUCAUUAAAAAAAUAACUCACAUAUUUCCAGGUCCUACCAGACUUUCUUAUCGUAGCCACUUACUUGCUUCUUUGGAUGGCCAGAUUCUUUCAUAUAGGGAACGAGUUCGUUUUCAAAUACCAGGACUAUUUCUUCGCCGACUACAUUAUGGUUCAAUCCACGCUUCUACUGAUAAUGAAAGCGUUCGCUGUGGCGGCGAUCGCGAUCCAAAGAUACAUUUCUUUGUGCUGCCACACCAGUUGGUUGCACCAGGUAGAGUCGAAUGAACUCAAUGAAGUUGAAGAAAAAAUUCUAAAAAAUAUGAAGCGAGAAAGUCAGAAAAAAGGAAAAUGUUCCUUGUUAAUCAGGGUUCUUGAGAGUACAUCUCGGCCAUUUUCAUCAGCCUAUCAGAGCUAGACUGUUUUUUCCUCCCUUGUGAGUUAAUCUUAAAACUCGGAGAAAACUGUAGCCGUGAAAAGAACUAAACAAGAGAAGACCAAAAAUGUAAAAAAUGAAAAAUUUUUUUGCUCAUGAUUAGGAAGCUUCAAAGGGCUUCAAAAAGUUUAAUUGUUCCAGAAAAUGACCGCAUGUCCUCCUUGGAUCAUCUAUCUCGUCAUUUGGGGUCCUCCGAUUUUGAUUUGUUCUCCGAUUUGGAUAAUAGGCGAAGGAAAAAUUGUCGACUCUGAAACACUGACCUUCAAUGUUCCAGAAUCAGUUUCAAGGGUGUGAAUAAUAUCUUUGAUUCCAAGAAAAAAAAAGGCUUACAGAUGUCUUCAAUAAUCAACUUGUUGACGAUGACUCCAAUUUUUUUCAUCGUAUUUUUGCUUUACGCAAGAAUUUUCAAGUACUUGAUCGUCAAUAGAGAGCUACUAAAAAGGUUGAUUCUAAUCAUAAAUUGGUAGUUUUCUAAUAAACUGACGAAAGAGUCAAACCGAAAUCAUCGGAUGCGGGCCUCUAUUGGCCUCUUUUGACAAAUUUAGCGGGAAAAUCCAAACUACUCACAAAAAAAACCUCACUUGUGAGCAUAAAAAAAGUCAAAGUUCCUUAGGAACUACCGAGCGGUGUUCAUGAAGGCAGCCUAAGUUCCCCUCUAGGGACAACUUUAACUCGCUUUACAGGGGCUACCAAAGCUUGCAAUAGCGGCCCCUAUAGAAGUUUUUAGUCAGUGGCCCACCGGACACGAUAGUCAAUUAUUGUGAAAAAUUUGUAUUUUUCCUUUCCAAAUAUGAACAGCAAAAAAAUUGAAAGACCCCAUAAGGUAUACUUUAGGGGCUUAGGGGCCAGACGCUCAACCUUCAUAAGGACCCCUAAACCCCUAGAAGGGCCACUUUUUCCCUAUAUCAUAGCAACGCGGUCGCGAAGCGGUCGAUUUGCCACUGUUCGAACCUUUUCUCUCGAAACAUUCAUAGAGUGUGUAAAGGGGGAAGUGAGAGAUCGAAAAUAUGUUAUUUAGGAACAUUAUGCAAUCUAAUUUAUGAAAUGAGAGAUAAAAGUUUGCGAUUGCAACGAUUGUGGGCCGAUUCGGCCAUCAACCUCGGCCCACAUCUCUGCCUGUAUGGCUGUUUUUUUUCACCUUAAAGGCAUAGGGGCAGUAAAAAAUGGGGUUUCAGGUGAAAGCAGUAUCUUAUAUAGUUUUUCUUUGCGAAUCGAAUGGUGUACUCAAAAAAAUACAGAUGUGACAACUUUAGAAGAAAAACGCGAUUUUACUUUCCCGCCUUUAUUUUUGAAAAAAGCUUUGGAUCGGCCUACGGACAAAUGUUUACAGUAGCCGUGAACGCGAUGUUGCGGACGUCUCAUUAGACUCGCAUUUUUUGAGAAAUAACCGGCUCUCUGCUUCAAAUUAAGGGUUUCUUUUCAGAAAAAAACGUUUAGUCAAACAAAAAACACACACCGAUAAUAAAGGAAACACAAAUAAUCGCUAUCCCAAUCGAAACCGAUGUAAAAUCAUCAUUUUUCACCAAAGAAGCAUUUUUGCGAUCAAAGUUUGCAAAUUAUACAUGAAUCGAAAGCUUUUGUGACGAAAAGAACUUUGGUGACAACAGAAAAAAUUGAAAAUUGAAAGAAACGAAGAAAAAAGCGAGAAUCCGAAAAAUGGCGGAGCCUGUUGUCCAUAGAGCGACUUUACUGCAAAACCCCCUUUUUCGCGGGAACUCAAACUUUCCUCUCUCCAACUUUGAAUAAUUUUUUCUUCAAAACUAGGAACUUCUGUACGUUUUCAAGUUCACCGAUCGAUUCGCCAUCAAAAGCUCUAUAAAUAACCGCUUUGAACUGAAACACCGUUUUUUACUGCCCCUAUGCCUUUAACAUCAUAGGGACUACUCUGACGUUCCUAAGUCUUUCAUUUUUCCACAAAAGACAAAGUAAAAACCACAAAAAAAUAGUUAUGACCUAUCUUCAAGAGCUUCAAAGUUCCGAAUAGACAAUUUUUAAUCAAACGUCUUCUUUUUCAGGAAGAGUGACAAGAAAUUGAACCAGGAGCGACGGCUGAGCCUACAAGUUUUUCCACUCGUUCUUGCAUUCGUUGUAAUUUACGCUACUAAUGUGGUUGCUUUGAUUCUCGGCCAGCUUGGACGGGUUUUUCUUUUUCACAAAGAGCCUUUUUUAUCGAAAAAAAUAUUCUAGCUAGACCUGAUUUCCGCCUAUGUGUACCCAAGCUACCCGGUGAUAAUGAGCACUUUCGCGUUCAUCAAUCCGUGGACCCUGCUGAUUCUCAACUCCGAUGUCCGUCGGAAUCUUUUCGGUUCUCAAAAUUCGAGCUUUCCGGUGACCUUUCGAGAUUUCUAUCGUUAAGAAAAUAUUUUUAUAGGAGACGUCCAGUCGCCCUGCUGUACAAGCCAUUCGAGUUGGGACAAUUACAACACAAUCUGUGACACCUUGAAAUUUCCACAUCAUUUUUUUUCUCAAUUUGAAAUAUGAAAGUAUUCAAGAUAAAAGCUUUUCGGUGUGUCAAAAGUUCUCUUUUUAGGGAGAAGUGAAUUCAUGGAGUCAAUUUUUCCCGACUUGAAAGGCGAGAGAGACAGAGAAGUGGGCGGGACGCGUAGCGUGUGCGUUCGCGGUUCUUGGUACGAGUUCAAUUCAACCGCCAGCGACUAUUUAGAGAGAUCGUUUAUCGCUCUUUUUAUUCCUUUUCAUUUCCUUAAUCGUUUUUUUCAUUUUUUUCUUUCAAUGGCGGUUGAAUUGAACUCGUGCCAAGAACCGCAUACGCACACGCUACGCGUCCCGCUCACUUCUCUGUCUCUCUCGCCUUUCAAGUCGGGAAAAAUUGCUAUGCUAGUAAAAAAAUUCAAAUUCCCAAAAAAACUUGUUUAAAUCCUUUGAAACGUUUCCCUUUAUCGAUAGAUGGAUGACUACGGCGCACUUUUGAGUUACUUUGAAAUUUUUUUUCAUUGUUCGCUCGCAAACAGCUUUCUGUGAAGUGGAAGUAGAAAACAAGAAAAGUUAAAUUUGUUUCCGGUUUGCAUACUUAUAUGACCUGGUCAGAUAGGGAAAAGAGAAAGCACAGACACAUCAGAUUUUUUCAAUUUUACUCUACGCAUGUUUGAGACAGCCGGUGGCCGGUCAAUCGUGCGCUGUCAGUUUCGGAGGCAAGUAAUUUUAAAUUCUCUUCUUUUUUUAUUUUUAUUUCUCGAGGUUACAAGGUAAGUUACGUCACAAAAAGUCCACAAGUUUUCAUUUUAUUAUUCAAAACCCUAUCUACCGUAAUACGACCGGCCGCCUUAAACCGGCGUGAAUCAAAAGCACUUUCAAGCUUUUCUGAAACAAAAAUACUCAAAAAAAAAAAAUUUGGCUUUGUGAGAAAAAUUUCGCUGAGCGUGUGAAAAGCUGCUUUCCCCUUUAAUCAUUGUUUCAUUAUUAUUUUCCUAUCUGCCGCUUUUUGACUUCCCGUCUACUGCGGAACAUUAAAAGAAUCUGAAUUUUCUCAGGUUAUGCUUACUCCCACCUGGCAGAAUUAUCUAUUCGCCAUCGAAACAAUAUUCACUGUACCGUUUUACACGACUCUGACCGUUUCUCUUAUUGUUUGGAGACGAGGAAAUCCUGUCUUCCGGUCGCCGUACUACACAAUGACUUUGGCGCAGGUUUAAUGCAAAAAAUGAUAGUAUGGAAUUCGUCAACAAGUUGCUCUUCGAAAAAAAAACACCCGAAGCUCUGAUAAAGAGGUUUUGACCGUCUAGAAAAAUUCGGAAACUUGAUAAAAGUUUCAAAAUUUGGAGAAGUAUCGUGAAAGCGUAGGUCCCAACAGAUAAACUAUCCAAAACACCUCUUUGGAAGAAUGGAAUUCGCUUUUUUUUUCUGGAGAGAUCGUGAAAAACCUAAUUAUUUGCUGGAAUGAGAAGCGCGAAAUACCGCAAAAAAGGCGUUGAAAUUCACUUUUUGAGGCCUUUUUGAAGCUUUUCGUUUUUCAGAAAAAUUUGAAAAAAAAAAGAAAAAGAGAGGCAGCGAAGCAUUUCAAACGGUCUUAUUAAAAGACGCAAAAGGUAGCUUUCGGAGAUUUGCAAAACAUUUGAGAAGUUAAAAAAAUUUUUUUUUUUCCAGGUUCUUCCCGACUUUCUCAUCGUGGCCACCUAUUCACUUCUUUGGACGGCCAGAUUCUUUCAUAUCGGAAACGAGUUCGUCUUCAAAUACCAGGAAUAUUUCUUCGCCAAACACAUUAUGAUCCAACCCACGCUCCUACUGAUAAUGAAAGCGUUUGCCGUGGCGGCGAUCGCGAUCCAAAGAUACAUUUCUUUGUGCUGCCACACCAGUUGGUUGCACCAGGUAAAGCCGAACUAAUUCAGCGAUGUUAAGAAGGGAGUUCUAACAAGGGAAUUGUGGGAGGUGAAGAUCUGGUCUGAACUUCUGUGGUAGGAAGUCCUAGGUAUGAGUACUCGAAAACAAAAAGAAUCCUCUGCGAAAGUGCUGAGAAACAUCUCGUUUAAAAUAUACGGAAAAAGCUCGACAACUGAUUAUCUUUGUGUUUAGUUACUUUCUCGUGUUUCUCCUGCUAUAGUCUAUUAGAAAAGCUGUUUUAGAAAUCGAUCAGUUUUCGAGUGUGUUCCGUACAUUUUCAAAGGGCUAAUUCACCGAACCCAAUGGAGCUUAGCAGAUAAUUCUUUUUGCCUUCGAGCUGCCUUAGAAGUUUGGACAAGAUCUAUGACCUCACACACUUUCCUUGUAAAAACUUUUGCUGAGACUAAACUAAACCGUGAAAAAUCCAAACUUUAAGACGUUAAAACCAGAAAAAAAUAAGGAGAGUUUUUCUCGUUUUGCAAUCAGGAGCCUCCCUUCUGAGUUAAUCUCGAAACUAAAACAUGAAAAAAAAAAACUGAAACCGUUUUUGCUCAUAAUUAGGAAGCUUCAAAGUUCUUCAAAAAGUCUGAUUAUUCCAGAAAGUGACGAAAUGUCCACCUUGGAUCAUCUACCUCGUCAUUUGGGGCCCUCCGAUUUUGAUUUGUACUCCGAUUUGGAUAAUAGGCGAAGGAAAAUUUGUCGACUCUGAAACACUGGCCUUCAGUGCUCCGGAAUUCGUUUCAAAGGUUUGGAGAAAGUGACUAAGUUAAGAGCAAGUCUUACAGAUGUGUUCCAUGACAAAUUUGUUGACGCUUACCCCAAAUUUUUUCAUCGUAUUUCUGCUUUACGCAAGAAUUUUCAAAUACUUGGUCGUCAAUAGAGAGCUGAUGAAAAGGUUAUUUCAAUCACAAAUUUGUACUUUUUUUGUAAUUUGAUCAAAAAACCAGAACAAAGUUCCGAAUGACUUCUUUUUUCCCAAAUUCCGAAUAGACUAUUUUUAAUCAAACUUCUUCUUUUCCAGAAAGAGUGACAAGAAAUUGAACCAGGAACGACGGCUGAGCUUGCAAGUUUUUCCACUCGUUUUUGCCUUCGUUUUUAUUUACGCCAUCAAUGUGUUUUCCUUGAUUAUCAGCCAGCUUGGACGGGUUUUCUUUUCCCGAAAGGCCUUUUUUAUCGAAAAACAUAUUCUAGCUAGACCUGCUAUCUACUUAUGUGUUCCCAAACUACGCGGUAAUAAUGAGCAAUUUCGCGUUCAUCAAUCCGUGGACCCUGCUGAUUCUCAACUCCGAUGUCCGUCGGAACCUUUUCGGUUCUUCAAAUACGAACUUUCUGGUGACCUUUCGAGAAUUCUAUCGUUCAUAA
Caenorhabditis auriculariae is the source of this 10073-nucleotide messenger RNA. Lineage: Eukaryota; Metazoa; Nematoda; Chromadorea; Rhabditida; Rhabditidae. The record is from the annotation of a GenBank genome assembly.